GAUGUGCAGCAUACAUAUCGAUUGUUCAGGAAGAGGUUACAUAGUUUCAGGGUCUUCAAAGAAGUUAGGAGGACAGCGAGUAUAUAAUUAACGGAAUAUAGACCCCCUCAUCCUUGGGGGCUGCUAUUUGUUCUUUGAGAUAUGUUUAUUGCUAGUUCUGCCUGUUUUUACAAGGCUUCCAGGACAGAGGGAAGACGUUAAUCAGUAAUAGGCUUUAGAAAGGAGGACAAAGGACUCUGCUUAAAGAAUUAUGUUCCCUGGAGAAGCGCCUUGCAUGAUUCUCCUUCCAUUGCCAGACCUUGUCACAAUACAAUGGCAGCUAGAUUGGGGGAAUGCUUCCCACACCUCUCCACUCUGGACAGCUGUUGGGAGGCAGCUUGGUUGCAGAAGGUGGAAACACUGACUAAGAGCCAUGAGUUCAUACACAAAACUCAGCCCAUGAACCCUUCUUCCGGGCCUUCUCAGGUCUCCCAGGUCUCAAUCCAUCUCCAGCCAUCUUUUGGGGGCCUCCUACCCUUUCCAGCCUGGGGUUCACGUGCUCUGGCUGCUCCAUGAUUCUUCCCUGCACAGUCAAUCUUCCUGCAGUGCAAGAAGGGCCCGCCCCUCCCCAGCUCAGAUACCUUCCAUGGUUCCUCGUGUUAAGUUCCUGUGGCUGCUGUAACAAAUCACCACAAAUUUGGUGACUUAAACCAACACGAAUCUACCACAUCGCAGUCGUAGAGGCCAGAAGUCCAAAAUGGGUCUCACUGGCCUAAAGUCAAGGUGUCAGCAGGGCUGUGUUCCUUCCUGGAGGCUUCAGAGGAGAAUCUGUUCUCCUGUCUUUUCCAGAUUCUAGAGGCUGGCUGCAUUCCUUGGCUCAUAGCCCCUUCCUCCCUCUUCUAAGCCAGCAAUCCUUCUCAUACUGCCAUCUCCCUGGUUGUCCCUCUUCCCGUUAUGAGGACUUUUGUCAUUAUUUUAGGCCCACCUGGAUAAUCUCCCCAUCUCAAGGUCAGUUGGUUAGCAAUCUUAAUUCCAUCUGCAUCCUUAACUCCCUUUCGCCAUGUAACCUAACGCAUUCACAGGUGCCAGUGAUUAGGACCUUGACAUCUUUGGGAGCCAUAAUUGGGUCCCCCACACUCCUUAUCCCUUUCAAUUUGGUUUUUACAUACCAUGAUAUUUCUUUCAAUGAAAUUUUGCACAGAAGCCCAAUGAAUAAAACAAAUUGAGAAGAAACUGAUCUGGCCGCAGGAGGGUGAGGGAGGCGAUAGCUGCAUCCUCUUGACUAUCUUUCCUUAGCCCUCAGGUUUAGAGCCAGAGAACCCGAGAGACUCCGCAGAGUACAGCUGCAACACAGCCAGCCAAGGUGAAGUGCAAAGCCUCGUCCUGGCAUUCGAGGCCUCAACUAGCCUCCAGGCCUUCUUCUCUGCCAGCAGGUCAUCAAACCUGAGCUCCACCUGUGGGCCAGGCUCUGAGCUGGGCAGGAGGGACACCUGGAGGCACAGUCUUGGCCCCCAGGGAGCUCAGAGCCUGAUGCGGGAGGAGGACAGACAACUAAGCAGGCCACUUCAACCUCGCCGGCUAUCUCCCGUCGUAGAGCUGAACGUGGGGGGCGAGUUCUACACCACCACCGUGGGCACCCUGAGAAAACUCCCAGGUUCAAAGCUGGCAGAGAUGUUCUCCAGCUCAGCCAAGGCCUGCAUAGAUGCGGAGGGCCGCUUCUUCAUCGAUCGCCCCGGCACCUAUUUCGGACCCAUCCUGGACUACCUGCGCAGCGGGCAGCUGCCCACGCAGCACAUCUUCGAGGUGUACCGUGAAGCUCAGUUCUAUGAAAUCAAGCCUUUGGUCAAGCUCCUGGAGGACACGCCACAGAUCUUCGGUGAGCAGGUGGCUCGGAAGCAGUUCUUGCUGCGGGUGCCAGGCUACAGCGAGAACCUGGAGCUCAUGGUGCGCCUGGCGCGGGCCGAGGCUGUGGCGGCGCGCAGCUCCGGAGUGCUGGUGUGCGUGGUACCCACAGAAGAGAACGCCUCAUUUUGCGCGGAUGCCCUCCGCGUCCUGGAGGCGGACAAGAGGUCGGUCAUCAAGUUCGGGCCUUGGAAGGCGGCUCCGGACGUCAAGGACCUCCUGGACUGUGUGAAGAUGGACAUUAUGGCCCAGGGGUACCAGGUGGACUAUAAAAGCCAUAAUGAGAAGGCAUUUUCAUUUGCUCACUCCGAUUACUUCUAUACUUUCCUCUUCACCUGGUGGUGAUCCCCGGGGGCAGGGGCUGUGUGUUAUGGGCUCUGUUGGGGCUUACGAAAUUAAAAGUUGCCUUGAAACGCCA
Equus quagga is the source of this 2299-nucleotide messenger RNA. It is a transcript of the gene KCTD14, whose product is annotated as potassium channel tetramerization domain containing 14. Gene Ontology annotation, biological process: protein homooligomerization. NCBI's taxonomy places the organism in Eukaryota, Metazoa, Chordata, Mammalia, Perissodactyla, Equidae. Bases 1510 to 2226 code for a protein of 238 amino acids. Gene Ontology annotation, molecular function: protein binding. The record is from RefSeq and is a predicted model, not a curated record. The transcript has 2 exons.